GAAAAAAGAAAACUACUUUCCCUUCCUUCUUAUUUAUCCACUAAGCGAUUCUUCCUCCUUUGGUGUUUGCUCUCACGGCUCUUUCUUCAUCCUCUCCCUCCAAUCAAUAAUGCCUUUCUCCGAUUCAAUUUCUUAAUUCUCUCAAAUCCCUCAUUCAAUUAAUUUCCCUUUUCAGUCUCCAUUUUCGAAGAUUAGGGUUCUCAUCCGAUUCCUGUUUCUGUUUUGUUUGUUUCUUUGUUUGUUUACACAAACCAAUUCCUUUGAUUCCUUUAUGAUUUCCCAUUUCCGUCCUCUGAAUUCCAAUCCCAUCAAGAUUUCAAUUCCUUUUGAAAUUCGUCCAUCGUUUUUCACUAGAGCAUCUUCGUUUUCCCUAUUGAUUUGGGUUCUAACCCUUGUUUUUGUUGUUGUUGUUGUUGGUGUUUCUCCCGCCCCUUCAAAAUCUAUUGCAACUUUGAAGAACGAGUUCGAAAUCAACUCCACCACCGUCAUGAAGGUCCACCCAUUGCCGAGGAAGCGCAAUAUCGCCGUUCGGAAUAACCCCACUUCGAGAAACUCUCUUGAAGAUCAAUCCCCUUUGAACAAUCACAAGAAACUCAGGCGGUUACCACAUAUCUUCAGUCGCGUCCUUGAACUUCCGUUUCGAUCUGAUGCGGAUGUUUUGGUAGAGGAAAAUACAGAUUGUUUCCGAUUCAUUGCUGUAACUGAUGGUAACAUUAGCGAUGGAGUUAGAGCUCAUGCUGUGGAAAUCCAUCCUGGGGUUAUUAAGAUCGUUGUUCGUGAAAAUGAAUCGUUGGAAAUGGCAAUAGAUGAACUUGAAUUGGAUAUGUGGAGGUUUCGACUACCGGAGACGACACGACCGGAGCUUGCAAGUGCGGCGUUUGUUGAUGGAGAGCUUAUUGUCACUGUUCCAAAAGGGAAUGAUGAAGAGAAUUCUGAUGAUGGUGGAGGAGAUAUCUUCAGAGAUGAAAUGGAAGGUCGACUUGUUCUUGUACAGUAAAUUGAAUCCUUUCUCUCUUUUUUCUUUUUGGUUUUUGUACUAACUGUUGGAAAUUUCGUUGUUCAUCAUUAUAUAAUGUUGUUCCAGAUUUCCUAUUA
Messenger RNA from Cucumis melo (muskmelon), 1095 nucleotides. RefSeq lists its product as uncharacterized. The record is from RefSeq and is a predicted model, not a curated record. Lineage: Eukaryota; Viridiplantae; Streptophyta; Magnoliopsida; Cucurbitales; Cucurbitaceae. The transcript has a single exon. Bases 272 to 997 code for a protein of 241 amino acids.